Molecule: messenger RNA, 2688 nt
Organism: Acanthochromis polyacanthus (spiny chromis)
Lineage: Eukaryota; Metazoa; Chordata; Actinopteri; Pomacentridae
Gene: cyld2
Product: cylindromatosis (turban tumor syndrome), b
Exons: 14
Coding region: 211-2337 (708 amino acids)
Biological process (GO): protein K63-linked deubiquitination
Cellular component (GO): cytosol
Molecular function (GO): K63-linked deubiquitinase activity; cysteine-type deubiquitinase activity
Source: RefSeq, a predicted model, not a curated record
AUUAUUUAAACACCUGCGGCUCGAAGUCUGGUUUUCAGUACAAGCCAGGAUCUGUGGAGUCGCAGACAGUUGUGUGUAAUCAACUCAAGCGGAUUAACCGAGCGCGGAUGAAUACUUUGUGAUAAAUGAAAACAGUUUACUCCUUCGUUACGCGUAAAAUCAGCCUCGAACCGGUUUAACAGACUGUACUGGAGGAAACAAGGGGUCUUAAUGGAGCCCAUAACCGCAGUAAAUGAGAAGUUCUUCAUUGUCAUACGGGGGAAGUCGAGGAAAGGCUUCUGCCGGGGAUGUAUCGGUCGUGUGGAGGCAGAGACGCAGCGCGGAGAGCUGAUGGGGCUCCUGUACAGCAGCAGCAGCGCAGGGAGCCCGAAGAGCGGCGGCAUCGUGCGGAGAGAGGACACGUACCCGCUGAGCAGACACCAGGCGCAGCUCCUGCUCUUUGUCACCUCCACAAGCAAACGCCUGGAGCUGCUGUGCAACCCGCAGCUGUUCUCAGCCAUCUGCGAGCUGACUCAGGACGACCUGGUGGUGGUGAAGCACAAGAAGGGACACCUGCCCGGCCUGGUGAAGAACCUGAUGCAGAUCGGAAGGAAAGAGAACAAAGACGAUUUGCACAUGCUCGGAUUUGAGGUGGAAUUUGUGGACAGUGAUCACAAUUUGUCAUCCAAGAAACCUGCACCUCUGCCCCUAUUCAGCGCUGCAGAGAUCGUCCAGGUGGUCCCAUCGUACUCCGUCCCCCUCGGACUGUGCUGGAAAGACGGCAAAUAUGGGAGUCUGAACAGAAAGGCAGUUACACGCAUCAACUCUAUGCCAAAUAUUGGCUCUCGCUUACGACAAGCCGCAGAGAACCACACGGAGCAGAGUGUCAUUCAGAACCAACGUCUGAGCACAUCUCAUGCUCCUCUGGAGGUGGGAUCCAUGGUGGAGGUGGUUUCCAACUCAGGGAUCACAGUGUACGGGGUCAUCCGGUGGUUGGGGAUUCUUGGAGGAAAAGCGGCUGAAUGGGCUGGGAUUGAACUGGACUAUGAGGUGAACGGCUGCUCUGAUGGGACAUAUGGAAGUCAGAGAUAUUUCACCUGCAAAGGAAGCAGGGCUUUGUUUGUCCCCAUCACAAAGUGCAGCCCUGAUAGCAGGUUUGUCUGCCUGUCUACAGAAGGACAGACCCUCAAACCCACUGAAACACCUCCAGUUCCUCCAUUUGACGACUCUGAAGAGGAUGCACCACCUGUCCCUGAAUCAGAGGCUUUGUCGUUGUUGGUGGGAAGAAUGAAAGGGAUUCAGGGUCAUAUUAAUUCCUGUUACCUCGAUGCCACACUCUUCAGUUUGUUUAGUUCAUCUGUGACCCUGGAUCGCAUCUGCCAGAUUCCUGCAGACACAGAGCAACCCAUAUCCUGCACUCUGAGAACAAUAGUCAACCGUUUACGCAGACAAGGGUUCGUGCCAGCCGAGAGUGUGAUGAACUUUCGGAAACAACUUGGCUGUGACACCUUUCGCACAGAGGAGAAAGACCCAGAGGAGUUCAUUACAGUCCUGUUUCAGAAGGUGCUCUGCAUGGAGCCACUGCUUAGGCUCAGGUCGAAACGUGAAAGCUCUCAGGGCGCCUACACCUUCCAGAUCUUUCUGGAAAAAGAACAGAUGGGGUCGAUGCCCACCGUCCAACAGCUGCUGGAAGCCUCUUGCCUGUCAGGUGACCUGAAAUUUGAAACGAUCCCUUCCUGUCUAAUAGUUCAGAUGCCACGAUUUGGAAACAAGUACAAGAUGUUUCCUCACAUCAUUCCCUCCACAGAGCUGGACGUCACAGAUCUCCUUUACAACUCUCCAAGGGAAUGCUUCAUUUGUGGACGCUUGGCAGAGUUUGAAUGUCUACAGUGUCUGCCAGAUCACAAGAUGCAGCCAGGAAGAAUCAAACAGUACUGCACAACAUGCAACACGCAGGUGCACACCCAUCCCUUGCGGCAGGAUCACUCUCCCAGCGCUCUACCCGUCGCAGCAGAUGUGGCUGUCGAAACUCCCGUACCCAGACACACGAUGCAGCUGUUUGCGGUGCUCUGCAUUCAAACCAGUCACUACGUGUCCUUCGUUAAAUACAGCUCUGACCCUCAUGCUUGGCUCUUCUUUGACAGCAUGGCAGACAGAUGUGGUGACGAUCAAAGCGGCUACAACAUUCCUGAGAUCCGAGCUUGUCCAGAGCUGGGCGACUUCCUGUGCCAGUCGGAGGAGGAUCUGGCUCGAUCCAACCCGUCGAAGGCUCCCGAACUUGUGCACAGACUGCUGUGUGACUCCUACAUGUGUUUAUACCACAGCGCAGCAACGGAGGUUUCAAAGCCAAACAACUAGAGGCCUUUAAUGCAUGUGAGGACGAGAACACGGUGUUCCCAUAACAGUGCCUUUUAAUAACCUUACAUUCUGCUUUUCCAGCUUUUGUGCACUUUAUUACUUUCAAGUAACAGGAACUUAAAUGGAUGCUUUUCACAUGACAGAAAAUUCCUUGAUUGUAGCAGAUGUUGAUGUAUAAAGAAAAAAACAGUACUCUUGUUAACGUUGGCUUUUUUUUUUUUUUACUCUUGAAUGUCUUUCUGUUACUGAUUUAUUUAUACAAAUAUUUUUAAAGGGAAAAUGCUAUAUAUCUAUGAUUUUUAUUGUUUUUUGUGUGUUAUUCGGCAAAUUAAAGUCGAGUCAUACACUUAA